This is a messenger RNA of Leptonychotes weddellii (Weddell seal), 1845 nucleotides long. NCBI's taxonomy places the organism in Eukaryota, Metazoa, Chordata, Mammalia, Carnivora, Phocidae. The record is from RefSeq and is a predicted model, not a curated record.
UUUUAAUGCCUUUUUACAGUUACGUUGUAUGCGGAGAUACUGUUUGGGUUGAGACUGAAAUGACCUAGGAGCUAGGCAGGGGAUGGCUUGGGGGAAGCAUGUUCCUGGCAGAGGUGACUGCAAAUGCGAAGGUCCUGAGGUGAGGGUGAACUUGGAGGCCCCGGAGAAAGUGGUGCAGGUGAGGUCAGCCACAGCCAGACCCUGCCGGCAGUGAGCCCCCCAGGAGGUGUUUGGAGGUUGUUCUAAGUGUGGUGCAUGCCCCAGUCAGUCUUCCCCUUCUCUCCUCCUCCUCUCUCUUUUUUCUCUCUUCUCUCUCCUCCCCACUGCAUUCGCUCCCCCUCCAUUGAUGGUUUGGGGAGCAGAUGGCAUCACCCAGAUUGCCUGGGUUUUAGCAGAACGGAUGGAGUUGGGGCUGGCGAGACAAGAGUCGGUGUACCAGGGAGCUGGUACUCUGGGAUCCAGUUCAGAUCCAGGCCUCAGAGCUAAGUGCCUGUGGACAAGUCACUGAACAUCUUGGGGCUUCUGUCCUUCACCUCUCCAUGGGGGCAGGGGUUAAGCCACCUCCCUCAGAGGCUUGUGAGGGAGGAGGGCACUCCCAGGGAAGAAUCCAAGGUGACUCGGUUGUCUGUGGGGAGGGUGAGGGGAGAAGGGGCAGGAAGGCUGCAGAAGAGAGCCAGUCCCUCAGCUAUCCUAACAGGAAAUCAGCAGGCACUGUUUAAAACAGACAAAUCAAGAAAUAGCAGCAUAAGCAAAUUAUUUAGAAAUGUGAAGGUCAAUGCCAGAGAAAACAGUGAUGAGUUGAAAGUGGCUGCUUCAGAGGGUUGGAGAGGCUUGGGGAGGGGGGUGUUCCUGUGUGUGUUUAAGUUUUCACAGCCAUAUACGUGUACUAUUUUGAUGAAAAAUUAACUUAAUGUAAGUUUGUAAACACUUAAACGCCAGCCCUUUGGGAAACAUUUCCAUCUGUGUCUUCUCUGAGUUGGCGGGUUUCUCCAGCUCUCUGGGAAAAAACAUGGUAACCUUGUUAGGGUGUUUUUGAUCUUUCUGGAUGUUUUGUUCAAAGCAUGUUUAUUCUGAGUAGGUGCUGGCGAUCUAUGGUGAAUGUAAGAUGCAAUGCCUGAUUGGAGGAAGAAGGAGGAGGAGUGAAUCAUUCAGUGCUGGAGGGGCUGUCAUGGAAGCAUGGCCGUGCCCUAGGAGGGAGAGGAGAGUGUCCGGCUGCCCGAGUUGUGCACUGCCCAGGAGGUCUUGAAGGCUGAGUCCAGGAGUACGCAAUGGGCAGGAGCACAGUGGCAUCCCACAGAGGACAGGCAGAGGUUCUGGCCAUGGAGGAAGAAGUGGCCCAGAGCCUUCUUGAUGCGAAGGAGCGGGCGCACCAGGGGGGUGUCGAGUUGCAGCAGCUCAAAGCCGAGCUUCGGAAGGCCGGCGAGGAGGACACCCGUCUGAAGGCCAGCCUCCUUCAGCUCACCCGAGAGCUGGAGGAGCUCAAGGAGAUCGAGGCCAGUCUGGAGAGACAGGAGAGGGAGGUUGACGAAGACACGACUGUCACCAUCCCCUCGGCCGUGUAUGUGGCUCAACUUUAUCACCGAAUUAGUAAAAUUGAGUGGGACUACGAGAGUGAGCCGGGGAUGGUCAAAGGCAUCCAUCACGGCCCCAGCGUCGCCCAGCCCAUCCACCUGGACAGCACCCAGCUCUCCAAGAAGUUCAUCAGCGACUAUCUCUGGAGCCUGGUGGACACGGACUGGUAGCCGGGAGCCUCGGGGACACGUCCGUCCACAGCACAAAGCAGCCGUGGUGGGUGGUCGGUGCCUCAGUGGUGAGAUGAGCUGAACAUUAAAUGUUUACACACAA